Messenger RNA from Xenopus laevis (African clawed frog), 2215 nucleotides. RefSeq names its product solute carrier family 40 member 1. The transcript is spliced from 9 exons. The coding region runs from base 194 to 1987 and encodes 597 amino acids. Lineage: Eukaryota; Metazoa; Chordata; Amphibia; Anura; Pipidae. The record is from RefSeq and is a predicted model, not a curated record.
AUGGGGCACAUGUUCGCAAGUGAAUAUCUAAGUUUCAUAAAGAGGACGCAUCUCUGUGUGACUUUUUACCCCAAUAAUUUGGUUUUGUUCUACACGAGGUCUCUCACUGCUUGAAAAAUCAAUUGAACCAAUUGUUUGAAACCUACAGGAGAACACAUGAUAAUUGUGACUGUCCCUGCGUAUGUAAGCGGCAAUGCUGGAAGAAUUAGAAGAGCUGACGGGUCCUGGAAAGGAAAGGGUGCAUGUGUCACUCUCUGGUAUCCAGACAGCCAAGAGCAAAAAGCAAAGAAGUGGCCCAGCAGUCAACGUCCUUGUGAAUCCAAGAUUUCUAAUCUAUGUUAGCUGUGCUCUUUCAAUCUGGGGGGAACGCAUGUGGCAUUUUGCCAUCUCUGUCUUCCUAAUUGAACUCUAUGGACAUAACUUGCUUCUGACGGCUGUUUUUGGCUUAGUGGUAGCUGGCUCAGUGUUGCUAUUUGGAGCGUUCAUUGGUGACUGGAUUGAUAGGAAACCAAGGAAUAAAGUUGCUCAUGCAUCUCUGUUUAUCCAGAAUUCCUCAGUUACUGCCUGCUGUAUAGUCCUGAUGCUGGUGUUCUCUUAUAAAACAGAGAUAGAACAUAUAUGGCAUGGAUGGCUCACAGUAUUCUGUUAUGCAGUGGUAAUUAUCUUAGCUGAUUUAGCAAACCUUGCAAGCACAGCGCUGACCAUAACCAUACAAAAAGACUGGAUUGUGGUCAUUACAGGAGAGAACAGAAGUCACCUCGCUGGUAUGAAUGCAACUGUACGAAGAAUGGACCAGAUCAUUAACAUCUUUGCUCCGUUAUCAGUGGGUCAAGUCAUGACCUGGGCCUCCAAUGUAGUUGGCUGUGGCUUCAUUCUUGGCUGGAACCUAAUAUCCCUGCUUGUGGAAUUCAUUUUCCUCUCCAAGGUUUAUCAAAUGGUACCUGAGCUAGCUAUAAAACCCCAGCGGCCUGUUGGAGAGCAUUACAUAGAAAGACAACUGGAACUUUUAAAUGUGCAAGGUGACCUUCCUAUCUGUUCAGCUGCAGGCGACUUCACUAUUGCACCAUCAAUACCGAGAGAUUCACUUGAUGAGCCACCAAAGAAUACAGAUCCAAUACCGGAGCAUUCCUCAGCAAUGUGUGCUUGCCUACUAAAAGUGCGCAGAAUGUUGCAUAUCUGCACCGAUGGCUGGAAAUCCUACUACCGACAGUCGGUUUUCUUAGCGGGUUUGGGACUGGCAUUUUUAUACACAACAGUCCUAGGCUUUGACUGUAUAACUACAGGUUACGCCUAUACUCAGGGGAUCAGUGGCUCCUUACUUAGCAUUCUCAUGGCAGUAUCAGCUAUCUCAGGACUAAUGGGCACAUUUCUGUUUACGUGGCUAAGGAGACAUUAUGGCUUAGUAGUCACAGGAAUUAUUUCUAGUUGCCUUCAUGUCUGUUGCUUAAUGCUUUGUGUAUUUUCAGUCUUUGCUCCGGGAAGUCCCUUCGAAUUGAGCAUUUUUUCUGCUAUCAUGGGUGUUAACUCCUCUGUAAACAUGGAUCAGCUAGAACAGAGCCAGCUGCAUUUUUUUCCCCCACAUGGGAAUAUAAACCAGCCCAUCCUUCCAGAUCGCUCUUCUAUACACUGGACCAACAACACUGUUCUGUUAGAGAACAUACGAACUGGAGAUCAACCCAAUUCCUAUAUCUCCAUCAUUUUGCUCUUCUCAGGGGUGAUAUUAGCAAGAAUCGGCCUUUGGUCCUUUGAUCUGACAGUGACUCAGCUUCUUCAGGAGAAUAUUCCAGAAUCAGAACGUGGGGUUGUAAAUGGCGUUCAAAGCUCCAUGAAUUAUCUGAUGGACCUUGUUCAUUUCAUUAUGGUCAUUUUAGCUCCACAACCCCAACAGUUUGGACUUCUAGUUAUAAUCUCUAUGCUCUUUGUAAUUGCUGGACACACCAUGUAUUUUUUUUACACCAGAAAAUAUGGAGCAAAGGGGAAGCAAUAGAUGAAUGCUUGUUCUUGCCAGCCUUUGGAUCAUUCAUUUUAAAAGAACUAAUGCUGUUUGUAGUAUCAGUUUCAUAGCACGAUGUUUAGCAUGCAGUGUAAUAUAACCAUAGCUUGCCUGUCCAAUAUUCAUAAACUUUCUUUUUUAUCAUUAUUUUAUACACAAUCCACCUUGUUCCAUAUACAGUUCCUAUUCAGGUCAUGAAAAAUAAACCAUUCAUCAGCCAAA